AUGGAUAAGGAUAAGAAACCGAAGAGUGGAUUUAUGAAGAGGAAAGAGAAAGAGAAAUGGAAGAUGGAAGAGGCAGCGAAUGAUCCAAGACAAGCAAAAGUCCGAAAAUUCUUUCAAAGUAGUUCUGUUAUCUCUACUAAAAACCAAAAUGAAGAUAGUGCCGAAUGUGAAGAUGCGACUGUAAAUGAAGCAACCAAUCAACCUGUGAUCAGACAAGGCGAAUCUACGAUUCAUAAUGAACCUGUCAUUGCAACGUCCAGUGGAACAGGCUACGUUGCAGAAAAGUUUAAUGAAAGUGACCCCGUAAAUUCUACGUCUAUGAAUAUAUUAAACGAAAAGGUAUAUCGACCAGCAACAACAUCUGUGCUUCCUACUGGAUCAACACCAAAAAUUUUUGAAUUUGAGAAUGAUAAAGGUCUUUAUGAUAAUGCUAGUGGGAUUUCUUUGAAUGUGUAUCAAAUCAGAGCUCUUUUGUUGACAGGCCCUUGCCAGCCUAGAGAAUGUGAUAUGCCUGGCGGGGAAUUCAAACAAUCGAGUGACAAACGUCGAUUCAACUCUUCAUUUUAUUAUAAGAACAAAAAAAAGCAUUUCAUGGAAGAUAACUACAGUUCCUGGUUAUCUUAUUCACCAACAAAAAAUUAUGCUUAUUGUUACUACUGUUGGUUAUUUGGCGAUGAAACUGCGAAAAAAAGCAUUUGGUACGUUGGUUUCACAGACUGGAAACAUUGUCAUCAAUCGGUCACACAACAUAGUUUAAGUAAAGCCCAUCUCAGCAAUGCAGUCGCUGCUGCAACAUUUCUCCAGAAAAAUGAUAUUCGUUAUAAACUCGAACAACAAAUAAGCGAAGAAGCUAAGAAAUGGCGCGCAAUUUUGAAUAUACUUUUUGACACUGUGAAAACUUUAUCUGGUUUGGGCGUUGGUUUUCGUGGUCACCGUGAAAAUUUACAAAAGGUUGAGCAUCCCGGUAUUUAUUUGAGUAUCAUUAAAUUGAUUUCUCGCCAUAAUCCUAUUCUACAUGCGCAUCUUGAAUCGCCAGAACGAAUCAAAUAUUUAAGUAAAACAAUAACAUAUGAGUUACUCAGUACAUUAGCUGAUCAGACCAGAAAGUUUAUUGUUGAUGAAUGUAAAGGUGCCAAAUUUUUCACGUUAAUCGCUGACUCAACGACGGAUAUUGCUCACUUGGACCAAAUGGCUAUUUUGUUACAAUACAUUGUUAUUCAGAAUGAAGGUUUAACUGCGUCUGCAAUAUGUAUCAAAGAGAGUUUUUUGUGCUUCGUUCAACUGACAAAAGGGGAUGCUACAUCUAUUUGCAAUAUUAUAACCGCCAUAUUGUUUGAUAAAUAUGGUUUCCAGAAGAAGUAUUUGUCUGGUCAGGCCUAUGACGGUGCAGCGGUAAUGUCAGGACGUGAAGGUGGUUUGCAAGCGAAAAUGAAGGAAUAUGUCGGCGAUGAGACAUUUGUUCCGUAUAUUCACUGUAUCAAUCAUCAAGUAAAUUUGGUUUUGGUGCAUGCUGCGGAAGAAAAUGCGAGUUCUUCGAUUAAAGUGUUUUUUGCGAUAAUCCAAAGAAUUUACAAUUACUUUGCGCAUUCUCACAGACGAUGGGAUGAACUUUUAGAAGCAAGCAAAAAUCCAUCACGGAACUCCAACAGUUUUGGCAUUCAGCUUUUAAAAGACCUUAAAAAAGAGAUCUUCGAAUCCGAUGCAGACACAGAAGACGGAUUAUCAUACGAUGAAGCUCACAAAUCACGCGAACGAGUACUCCACAUUAAAGGUUUAAGUACAACCCGUUGGGCUGCACGUAUAAAAGCUAUGGAAGCAUUCAUCCAAAAUUUCGAGUGCAUCGUGGAUUGUCUGGAGAAGGAAAUUUCAAGGGACGCAGCUACUGGAGAUGACAUAAUGACUGCUCAAUCAUUGCUUUCUUCAUUAAAUUGGUUAUUUUUUCUGAAUUUGUUAUGGUGGCAUUCUGUGCUUGAAAUAAUCAGUGUUGCGCAAAUUCAACUGCAGAAGAAAGAAUUAAACUUGAUAACGGCGCAGCAUUGCACUUCAGCAGCAUUGAAGAAAAUGAGAGAUUUAAGGGAUGAAAGCGCCUACAAUAAUUUCAUCACAAAAGCGAGAAGUCAGUGGGGAAAAAUGAACUUGGAACGUGCUGAUUUUCCAGUUGCAAGAAAACGGAAAAUUAAGAAAAUGCCUGGUGAAAAUAGCUUUGACUGUGUUUUAGAGACGCCUGACAAGCAUCGAGCCAGUUAUUACGAAGUUCUCGAUACAACGUGUUGCGAAUUACAGGAUCGUGCAAACGGUUUCAAAGAGAUUAAUAACGUUUUUGGUUUUUUAAUGCCCGAAAUACUGCACAGCAUGAAACCAAGUGAUUUUGAGACCAGCACAAGUAUUUUGUUAGAGAAAUAUACUGAUUUCUUUACAACUGAUCUCAAACAUGAAUUGUCCAGUUUCGCUGAUUUGUAUUUCGCGCAACAGCAUGAUUCUUCAAAUGACAGUCCUUUGCAGUAUUUGGGAUUUAUUGUGAAACAUAAUUUGAUGGACAGCUUUCCGGAGUGUUGUAGUCUGUUCAGAUUGUACCUAACAUUACCAGUUACCACAGCGAGCGCCGAAAGGGGCAUGAGCUCUUUGAAAAGAAUCAAAGAAUAUCGCCGUGCCACUCUAGCUGAGGAAACCCUUAAUGACUUCAGUAUUCUUUAUAUCGAAAAAGCAGUUGCGAAUAAAAUUGAUUUGUAUUCGACAAUCGAAAUAUUUGCUGAACAGAAAGCAAGGCGAGGAUUUAAAACUACAUAA
This is a messenger RNA of Colletes gigas, 2787 nucleotides long. RefSeq lists its product as uncharacterized. The record is from RefSeq and is a predicted model, not a curated record. Lineage: Eukaryota; Metazoa; Arthropoda; Insecta; Hymenoptera; Colletidae. The transcript has a single exon. Gene Ontology annotation, molecular function: protein dimerization activity. The coding region runs from base 1 to 2787 and encodes 928 amino acids.